Cheilinus undulatus (humphead wrasse) is the source of this 5088-nucleotide messenger RNA. It is a transcript of the gene fxr2, whose product is annotated as fragile X mental retardation, autosomal homolog 2. The record is from RefSeq and is a predicted model, not a curated record. Bases 659 to 2686 code for a protein of 675 amino acids. Lineage: Eukaryota; Metazoa; Chordata; Actinopteri; Labriformes; Labridae. The transcript has 17 exons. Gene Ontology annotation, molecular function: protein homodimerization activity; mRNA 3'-UTR binding; translation regulator activity. Gene Ontology annotation, cellular component: dendritic spine neck; membrane; dendritic filopodium. Gene Ontology annotation, biological process: anterograde axonal transport; regulation of filopodium assembly; central nervous system development.
UUCACUCAAUCGGCGUGUGUUUGUGGGGACGGGUAGUUGGAGUAAGGAGUCGCCGGGCGGUAGCGCAUCUCAAACGCCUUUUAGGAGAGAAACGCAGGUGAAAAUUGCACCACAGGCUGAAGAAACCAUCCCCAGUGACGACUUCAGGGAAAUUAUUCAACGCAACGACUGCGCCACACGCUCAUCAACAAACGCAACCGGGCUAUCAAAUGCUAGCCAGCUAGCAUCCCUGAAAACUGACGGGAUCAAGGUGUUGAUAGCUACUAGCCUCCCAGCUAAUUAUCCAUCAGUUAGCAACCUCCAGUGGUAGCAUUACUAGCUUGCUUUUCCUCCUCGCGCACGUUGAGACCUCACCAGUGCUCGUGGCGGUGCCUUACAGCUCGCGAGCUCCAAAUUCCACAUUCAGACAAAACAGACAACGGAGCUUCAAACGAGCUGCUGCUGGAGACAGCGUCUGCGUUGCAUUAGUUGACACCAUCACACCCAUCUCCCCAACCCCUUCUCCUCUGCCCCUCUCCCUCCACCCGAAACGCUGGAAAUCCACAAGCGGCCGGAGAGCGGCGAAGGGCCGGCGAAGCUGGGGGUGGUAACGCUACCGGACCCGCACGGAGUCGUAACGGCUACAGACAAACUCAGCCGUGGGGAUCUACCGCCAGCUAUGGACGGACUGGCCGUGGAAGUUCGCGGCUCGAAUGGGGCCUUCUACAAGGGUUACAUCAAAGAUGUCCAUGACGACUCCCUCACAAUUGUCUUCGAAAACAACUGGCAGCCAGAGAGACAGUUGCCCUUCAGCGACGUGCGGUUGCCUCCUCCAGCUGACUACCACAAGGAUAUCAGUGAAGGAGAGGAGGUAGAGGUUUACUCCAGGGCCAACGAACAGGAGCCAUGCGGCUGGUGGCUGGCCCGGGUCAGAAUGAUGAAGGGAGAGUUCUACGUGAUCGAAUACGCAGCAUGCGACGCUACAUACAACGAGAUUGUCACAGCUGAGCGCAUCAGGCCCCUUAACCCCAACAGCCCUUCGUCUCGAAACUCCUUCCAUAAAGUCCCAAUCCCAGUCCCAGAAGACCUGAGGGACAUCUGUGCAAAUGACAACAUUCACAAAGACUUCAGGAAAGCAAUCGGAGCCAACUGCAUCUUCUACAGUGCCCAAACACAUGAACUCAUUGUGCUGUCUACAAAUGAAACUACAGUAAAGCGUGCAACUCUCCUGAGCGACAUGCACUUCCGCAGCAUCCGAACCAAGCUCAUGCUAAUGUCCCGUAACGAAGAAGCCACCAAACAUUUGGAGACAAGUAAGCAGUUAGCCUCAGCGUACCAGGAGGUGGUGAAGGUCAGGGAGGACCUGAUGGGCCUCGCCAUCGGCUCCCACGGUGCCAACAUCCAGCAGGCGAGGAAGGUGCCUGGUGUCACGGCCAUCGAGCUGGAGGAGGAGAGCUGCACAUUCAGGAUCUACGGAGAGACCCCAGAGGCAGUGAAGCAGGCUAGAGAGUAUCUUGAGUUCAAAGAAGACUACUUUCAGGUACCCAGGAACCUUGUAGGCAAAGUGAUCGGCAAGAGCGGCAAAGUCAUCCAGGAAAUCGUGGACAAGUCGGGCGUGGUCCGUGUCCGGAUCGAGGGAGACAACGACAAAAAGCUUCCCCGGGAGGAGGUAGGCAGGCAGGGGGCAGGCAGGGACGACACUGCCAGCAGCAAAGAGGGAAUGGUUCCCUUCGUGUUCGUGGGGACUAAAGAGAACAUCAGCAAUGCCCAGGCUCUGUUGGAGUACCAUGUUUCCUAUCUCCAGGAAGUGGAGCAGUUGCGCAUGGAGCGCCUCCAGAUUGAUGAGCAGCUCCGUCAGAUUGGAGUCGGGUACCGCGCGGCUCCCAGUCGAACCAGUGGCCCUGGUGCUGACCGGGAGAAGGGCUACUUGACGGACGAGAGCAGCAACUCACUCCACACCUCUCGCACUUAUGGAGGCCGUGGCCGAGGCCGCAGAACCUCCAACACCCAGUACUCCGGAUAUGGCACAAACUCUGAACUGUCUAAUGCGUCUGAGUCGGAGGAUGUGAUUGAUAGAGACCAGCGGCCCAGAGGCAUAGGUGGAGACGAGAGAGGCUCACGACGGGGUGGCAGGGGCCGAGGAUCUAACUCAGGACGAGGCCGUGGAGGGCCCGGGUCAAAGCCUUCCAACUCCAUCAGCUCAGUGCUGAAAGACCCGGACAGUAACCCGUACUCUCUGCUGGAGGGCGAGGGUGAGCUGGCUGACGCAGACAUGAAUGAGAGCAUGGGAGGAGACCGCCGCAGACGCUCCAGGCGCCGCCGCAACGACCAGGAGCCCAGCGUGAUGGAUGCUGCUGCAGAGUCCGACAGCCAGGCUGGACCCAGUGAGAACGGACUGGAUGAGGAAGCCCGACCUCAGCGUCGCAACCGGAGUCGCCGCCGCCGCAACCGUGGAAACCGCCCUGAGGGAGGUUCCACCAGCCGUGACAGACAGACAAAUGACAGUGUGACUGUUGCUGACUACAUUUCUCGUGCUGAGUCCCAGAGCAGACAGAAUCUGCCUCAAAAGGAAAACCAUGCUGGCCCCGAGCCCAAGGAGAACGGGACCAGUGCCCCGAAGCCGGAGCGAACGCCCUCCAAGCGUUCCCCAAGCAAAGGCGUGACCUCGCCCGGCGAGACCCUGACCUUGGUCAACGGGGUCUCGUAAAGAGCCGGCCGUGCCCCUCGCGAACCCAAGUCUAGAGCAAGACUCCAUGGCAAACUCUGUCCCUGCUUGCAUUAACUUAAACCUUAAACAGAUGAGUGAAAAGUACCUGACAAAAUACCUGAAUUCAUACUAUGAGAGUGAAAAAGUACAAAAAAACGACAAACGCAUCUACUUAAAAACACACGUUAACGGUGUAUGCUAUCCUAUCUAUCAGUACUUAGUGCUUAUUUAAAAAACAACUAGCUUGCCAAAAAAGAGCUGGUGGAUAUGACUUGAUUUUUAAAAUACUGAAAUACGAGAAACAGGACAAGACUUUUUUUUGUUGUUUUUCAAACGGUUGUCUUUAUUUGUGUCUUUUUUUUUUUUUAUGUUGAUUUUGUUCAUUGUUUAUCACUGGUUUGGACUUGGCGGUCGCUCUCUCAACCAAAACAGACGCGUCUCUUAACAGUGUUACAGUGCAGACAAGAGAGAUGUAAGCUGUAGGGGAGUGGCGCUCGAGCAGACAGUCCAAUCGUUAUACGACGCGAUGUUCGCACACUGUACCGGAGUGGAGACAGAUUGGAUUAUUGAUAAGACAUUGUGCCUUGAAUUUGAAAUAAUAAAUAAAAAAACAUGAGUUUUCCAUUAAGUUUGUUUUUGUUUCCUGAGAGGAAGAAAAGAAGGAGAGAUGUUCUUCUGGGUUUAACUUUAUUUUGGUUCCAAGAAGAUCUGUGAGGGAGUGAUGAGAUUUAGAGAAAAAAAAAACAGAUAGGAGGAAGAGAGAAGUGGCUGGCCAACAUGAAGGAACGCGAGGAAACAAAAGUGGUGCCAAACACAGAAAUUCAAGGCGCUUGUCCUCAUUCCGAGUAGAGUAGACGGCGUCAGGGUCAGUGCGUGCGUGAUGGCGUACGUGUGAUGGUGUGAGAUUUGGCAACCACAAAAGUAAACAAGGUGAAGUGAGGUAACAAAAACACAACACAGCCCUGGGCGGGGCACAGUCACAGGCCUGAUAAAAACGGUUCUUUGAGGGUCCAGGGUGGCGCCCACGCAGCCUUGUUAACCAGGACGGGCUGAGACCAGACAGAGACGGCAGACUUGAACUCUUAGACUUAAAGGAGAACUAAACCGUGCCUCUUUCUCCGUCAGAGGGGGCGGCGGUGCUAGCUUCCAGCCACACUAGUGUCUUGAUAAACCACUGCAGCGCGCAGCUCCGGAUGCACACGAGGGCGACCACCUUUCUGGGACGGGGUGCUGCUAGUGGGGGGGAGGGGGCCUGGGGAAUGGGACAGCUUCAAAUGACAUGAGAGCCACGACACGACACACAGGCCCACACUUACAGGUACUCACAAACACACCAGGGUGCGCGCAGUGGUCGCCCGCGUGGCGCACGGUAGACGACCGCAACAAGAAACUGCAAACAAGCCGAGCGUCCGUCUCGUACCUGGCAGUCUGGGCUGCAAAGAAAAAAAAAAAAAAAAAAAAAAAAAAAAAAGGAGUAAUAGGGGAGAGGGACUCGAAAAAGAACUCAGUGGCUCUCUGCUCAUGUUGUUACUGUUGUCUUGGUUACCGCUCUCAAGUUCUUUUUGUUGCUAUUUCCACAUCUUAGAAAAUAUGAAAUAAAAAACUGAAGUGAAAUCAACCUCUUCUCUGGAGAUGAUUUCUCUGUCUCGUGAGUUUGCAGUCUAUUUUUCUAACUCUGCAUGGCAUUUAGUUAACGAGUAGACAGUGGUGCCUGUCCUGUGCAUGAGGAACAAAGGGUGUUAUUAAUCUGACUUACAAAGCCAUUGUUUCAUCCACUAGAAUUGCUGCUAAUGUACACAUUGAAUGUCCAACUAACGUAGAAACUCUACCUUAAAGAGAGGAACUAUUUGUGACUUUAAAAGACAAAAAAUUCUCCUUCCUCUUGCUCAUCUGCCCUGAAAGUUUCUCCAGUUGGAUACGAGUCAGGAAGGGGCUCAUUCCUUUGCUCACAAGUCUCUAAAAGUAUUAAACUACAACAUUUGUGCAUGACAAGCAAGCGUCCACAUGACCAAAGGUUUUGAGAGACAGAUGAUGGGAAAUGUGGUUGAAUGGAAGAUGACCCAGAUGCUGCUCUUAUACAGUUCUGCUCACCUUGUAUGUUGUGUUUUUAAGGAUGAACGAGCACUUCUCGAGUAUUUGUACCUCGGUUAAGCUGCAUGUGUGUGACUGGAGGUUUGUGUUUACCUUUAUACCUCAUUGUGUGAGUACUGUAUUUUCCUUAUGUACCUGUAUCCCUCCUGUCUGUUGGAAGACUGCUGGCUGCUCUGUGUUUGAGUGUGUGCGUGUUUGUGUGCGUCGGUGUGGAUGCUGGUUGUACAGUUGACUCCUCACUCUGUCAGAUUUUGUCUCUGGUUUUCUCACUCAUGUUCUGAUGGCAAUAAAGGACUUUUCAUUGUUUGGUA